AUGCGCCCUUGUGCUCCAAAUGGGAUCCAUCAUAGAAAAAAGAAAAUGGCAGCCUGUCCCUUAUUUAGGCUGUGGAAAGUCUCUGAUCCAACUCUCUUCCAAAUGACCUUGGUUGCUGCUCUAUUUGCUACUGUUCUUGGUAUUUGUGAUGUCCCACCGAAUUUACACUUUGCUUCUCCAACAAAUGUGUUGAACCAGACUUCCUUCAGGUCUGGAACUAUCCUGAAAUACACCUGCCGCCCUGGUUACAGUAAGGAUCUUUUUAAAAGUCAGGUUCUUACCUGCCAACGAAAUUUAUGGGUCUACGAUGAGUUCUGUGUCAAGAAAAAAUGCAGACACCCUGGAGAAUUGCAAAAUGGGCAAGUGAUAGUUAAGACAGAUAUCUUGUUUGGAUCACACAUAGAAUUCGCCUGCUCAGAAGGAUAUGUUUUAAUUGGCUCAGCCACUAGUCAUUGUGAUAUCUAUGAUAAAGGAGUUGAUUGGAGUGAUCCUCUCCCACAAUGUAUAAUUGCUAAGUGUGAGCCUCCUCCAGCCAUCAGCAAUGGGAAACACAAUGGUGGAGAUGAAGAUUUCUAUGUAUACGGCUCUUCUGUUACCUACAGCUGUGACCCCAACUUCUCACUGUUAGGCAAAGCCUCCAUUUCUUGCACAGUGGAAAAUAAAAAAAUAGGCGUCUGGAGCCCAAGUCCUCCUACUUGUAAGAAAAUCUCUUGUUCUAAGCCAGAGAUUCAAAAUGGAAAAAUAAUCUUGGGAUUUGGACCUCACUAUACUUAUAAAGACUCCAUGGUAUUUGACUGCAAUAGAGGUUUUAUUCUCAAAGGAAGCAGUUUAAUCCACUGUGAAGAAGAUAACAACUGGAAUCCUCCUCCUCCCACUUGUGAGCUCAAUAGUUGUAUUGGCUUACCAGACAUCCCAAAUGCCUCCUGGGAAACAUAUAACCACCACAUGUCAACAAAUCAGAGAAUUUAUAGUGUUGGAACUAUGUUGAAAUACAGGUGCAAUGAUGGCUAUAAGCCUACUUCAGAUUGGCCUACGACUGUGACUUGUCAGGAAAAUUUGACUUGGACCCCACAUGUAGAGUGUAAGGAGGUAUGUUGCCCAAUACCAAACCUGAAGAACGAUGGCCAAAUAACUGAAAAGAAAACUAGUGCUGCCAAUAGCUGUCCUUUUUUCAAGGGAGAUGCAAUUUUAUAUACGUGUUAUAAGAGAUAUACGUUUGAAGCUACAUGUCAAGCAGAUGGCACAUGGUAUCCCAAAACACCAACAUGUGAUGAGA
This is a messenger RNA of Hyaena hyaena (striped hyena), 1276 nucleotides long. RefSeq names its product complement component 4 binding protein alpha (gene C4BPA). Lineage: Eukaryota; Metazoa; Chordata; Mammalia; Carnivora; Hyaenidae. The annotation marks the transcript as partial. The record is from RefSeq and is a predicted model, not a curated record. The transcript is spliced from 8 exons.